Salvelinus sp. IW2-2015 is the source of this 3171-nucleotide messenger RNA. RefSeq names its product 1-phosphatidylinositol 4,5-bisphosphate phosphodiesterase delta-3-A. Gene Ontology annotation, biological process: release of sequestered calcium ion into cytosol; lipid metabolic process; phosphatidylinositol-mediated signaling. Gene Ontology annotation, molecular function: phosphatidylinositol-4,5-bisphosphate phospholipase C activity; calcium ion binding. Lineage: Eukaryota; Metazoa; Chordata; Actinopteri; Salmoniformes; Salmonidae. The record is from RefSeq and is a predicted model, not a curated record.
UGUAUCAGUGGACGUAGUAAUUCAAAACAAUGCAGUGUGAAUGUAGCCUGUGUUUGGAGUGCGAAACACUGCUUUAUGCCACCCGUCAUUUUGGACGGAGGAACUGCGCUAAAGAACACUAAAUAAAUGCAGAUUGUAGGCUAUAUAGGAUUAAUUGCAACUCUUCAUGAACCAUGAAGUGUAGGCUAGGCUAUUAGAUCAAUUCAAAUACCAUAAUAAUAGACCCUACCUAUGAAAUAGGUCAGUGAGAUUGCGAAACKUUCUUUUGGCCAUGACCACGAUGCCCCUGAUAGGCUGCUAUGUUAAAAGAAACUAGGCUAUAUGAACGUGUGGCUGUGGGUACAAAUGAUUUGAUUUCCGUCUGUGGGUAUAGUUUUCAAGAGUUUCUGCGCCCCUGGCUGGACUCAGAUUACGCACUGCUAUGGGAGGGACUUCACAUGGAAAGGSAAUGAAUUACUGUAKUGCGCUAUCCUGGUGACGCAACGGAGAAACRCACAACUCAAGACUUGCUGAAGAGUUCAAAAACGGCACCUGCACUAGGAAUUUGCGCUCCCCCAAUACAUACACCUGACUUUUCCAUAUCAGUCAAGAGAACCACAGACAGAAAACUACAACGAGGACGGCAUUGGAACUUGCAUCAUGUUGGGCAGGAAACCUCCUACCGCCGUGCAUCAUGAACCCAAGGCAGUGGRAUCCCAACCCAAGACGCAGGACCCACUUAGGAAACUGGGGGUGCUGGAUGAUGAGRAUGUCCGUGCGAUGAUGCACGGUUCCAACAUGGUGAAGGUACGCUCCCAGAGGUGGCAGAAGAGCCGCAGCCUGCGUCUGCUGGAGGACGGGGUCACCGUGUGGUGUGAGUCCACCAAGAGCUCCCGCAAGGCCAAGCACACACGUACCUUCUCAGUGACAGAGGUGGAGUGUGUGCGUGAGGGCUGCCAGUCUGAGGCUCUGCGGAGGCUAUCCGGGUCGGUACCAGAGAAUCAGUGCUUCACGGUGGUGUUCAGAGGAGCCAGGAAGAGUCUGGACCUCCUCUGCGCCUGUGAGGAGGAGGCGAGGCGCUGGGUCCAAGGGAUACGCACACUGAAGGAGUGCGUGGCCAACAUGACCCAGAAGGAUAAACUGGACCACUGGAUCCGUGGCUACCUGAGACGGGCUGAUGAGAACGACGAUGGGAAGAUGAGUUACGACGAGGUCAAACGGCUGCUGCAGAUGAUCAACAUAGACCUGAACGAGCAGUACGCGCGCUCGCUAUUCAAGCUUCCAGGAAAGCUGUUUGUCAGACACAACAGCAGGCAGCUGAGCCGGAUCUACCCCUCCGGGCAGCGCCUCCAAUCCUCCAACUACGACCCCCAGGAUAUGUGGAAUGGCGGCUGCUCGAUGGUGGCUCUGAACUUCCAGACUCCAGGGGAGCAGAUGGAUCUGAACCAGGGCCGCUUCCUGCCUAACGGCCGCUGUGGAUACGUCCUCAAGCCCAGCUUCCUGUGCAGCUCCAGCUCCAACUUCAACCCAGAGAUCACAGGAGGUGGGCCAGGACACAUCCCCACACAGCUCACCAUACGGAUAAUAUCAGCACAGCAGCUCCCUAAGAUCAACACAGACAAGCCCAACUCCAUUGUGGACCCGCAGGUGUGGGUGGAAAUUCACGGGGUGGCCAUUGAUAAUUCCAGAGACAAAACCCACCGAAUCGACAACAAUGGUUUUAACCCACGCUGGGACAGCACUUUGAGCUUCCAGCUGCAGGUCCCUGAGCUGGCCCUGGUACGCUUUGUAGUGGAAGACCAUGACCACAAAGCCAAGAAUGACUUUGUGGGCCAGUACACCUUGCCCUUCACCAGCCUCCGUACAGGUUACCGCCAUGUYCACUUGCUGAAGGCAGAUGGCUCCAGCCUCUCUCCAUCUACCCUUUUCAUCCAUGUCAAGGUGUCCGAUAAGGGGGUCCCCAUCAAGACUGUGUCCGAGCGCAUGGCCUUGGCUAAGAGCAAGGGCAAAGCAUGACCCAUAUCUAUCUGAACUAGUGCCACACUUAUCUGAUAAGCGCCAUGCUUAUCUUUUGGGGGGGAAAGUCUCCCUAAUUGGGAUGAAAAGGACAAGCUGCUGCCUGCCUAUGUCCCAGUGCUCUUUUCAUACACCCAAUUUAGAAUUGGCAGGACAUAUAAGGCUCCCUGGCCACAGAGAGGAAGACAUCAUUCCUUCUCAGUCAAACCUGGAUGGGAGUCUUGCCUGUUGRUGAAUAGUGUUGGCUGGGAGAGAAACUCACUGGCAUGUUGCUGUUGUGAGAGUAAUCUGUACUCUGUCGUCAGUGCAUUCAGAGUGUUCGUGUCUGUUUCCAUAGAGACAUGACUUUGGCGCUGACCUGUUUUACACCAGAACUCUACCUGGCAGCCGUCUGCCUACUAUGAAGCCAAUAUAGAGUUGUUUUUUAAAAUUCAAAGCCAGGUUUGUGUCCUGGAGUCCCUGAAGCAGAUCUUGAAGAUGUUUCCCAACAUUUUUUACAUGUUUAAAGUUAAGCAAUAUUUAACUUUUUUGCUACUUUUAGCUGAUGUGUGGUGAGCGUUCUGGCACAAAAAUGGUCACCGGGCAUCACCCAGGUGGGUGCCGCACAUUGAUGGUGGAUGAAGUGAGUUUCCCCCUACUAUGUAAAGCUCUCGGAGUACCUCAGUUGGUAGAAAAGCACUAUAUAUAUCCAAUUAAUUAUUAAAACUUUUUUUACUAUUACAGAAUAUUAUGGUUGAAACUUAUAGAAGYGUUUYAUCAGGGCAAGACUUGUAGUUGUGCUCAUUUUUCCAGGACAACGAUAGUGUUUAUUGACUAAAUUUUAUCUGUAAAUGAAGUCUAGUUGUUGUGGUAUUGGUCUGUCACACUUGUCAUGACACAGUCCAAAAUACUGAAUGAAUGCCUUAACCUUAGUGACAGAAUUAAUACAUUUCAACUCUUAAUGUUUUUGUAAUGUAUUUGCAACAAAUUGUGUUUGUUGCAAAUGAUGAAACACACUUCUUUCUGUGUGAAAUUGCUGAWGGAARUUUUUAGAUUAUAUUUAACAUUGUUGUAAAAUGUUAUAUUCUAAUGUAGUUACAGUAUUCUAAUUCUCUCAGUAAAAUGAAUUMAUUUGCAUACUGUAUGUACUUUCUCUGACACURACUUCCUUUUGCCAAAUAAAAACAGCAUCAAAGU